Coregonus clupeaformis (lake whitefish) is the source of this 5201-nucleotide messenger RNA. Its product is annotated as ATP-binding cassette sub-family C member 3. The coding region runs from base 197 to 4816 and encodes 1539 amino acids. Gene Ontology annotation, cellular component: membrane. NCBI's taxonomy places the organism in Eukaryota, Metazoa, Chordata, Actinopteri, Salmoniformes, Salmonidae. Gene Ontology annotation, molecular function: ATP binding; ABC-type transporter activity; ATP hydrolysis activity. Gene Ontology annotation, biological process: transmembrane transport. The transcript has 31 exons. The record is from RefSeq and is a predicted model, not a curated record.
UCUAACAGCACUCUGGAGUGAAAGGAGGAGAAGGAGGGUUGUUCUGGAGCAGAGCCAAACCACUAAUCGAGAUUAACUCAACGAGCUCCGCUAAUGUGUCUCUGUAUGUGCAAGAACAAACGAAGGUGAAAGUGAGGGAGCGACCUGUUAACGCCGGGAAAGGGUCAUUCGUUCGUUGUGCCGAAGCCCCUUUGACAUGGAGCGCUUAUGCGGACCAAAGCUCCCGUUCUGGGUAGCCAAUCAGACGCUCCAUACAGACAGCCCAGACCUGCCGGUGUGUUUCCAGCUGUCAGUGCUGUCAUGGCUGCCUUGUGUGUACCUGUGGCUUGCAUGCCCUCCGUACGUCUUCUACCUCCAGAGGAACAACAGGGGUUAUAUCAUGAUGUCCAUCCUCAACAGAGUGAAGACGGUAUUUGCAUUGGUGUUGUGGAUCGUGUGUUGGACUGAUCUCUUCGGCACCUUCAAUGAGAUGCGUCAGGGGGAUACACAGCCACCCAUCUACUUCGUUACCCCGCUGGUGGUCGGCAUGACGAUGUUGCUAGCUACGUUUCUGAUCCAGUUUGAGAGGUUGAGAGGGGUCCAGUCUUCAGGGAUUCUCUUUAUAUUCUGGUUCCUGUCGGUGCUGUGUGCCAUCGUACCUUUCCGCUCCAAGAUCCUACAGGCCAAAUUCCAGAGUGAGAUUCCAGACAAGCUGCGUUUCACCACAUUCUACUUCUACUUCAGUCUGGUUGUAGUCGAGCUGAUCCUCUGCUGCUUCAACGAGAAACCCCCCCUUUUCUCCAAUGUAGACACAGACCCCAAUCCUUGUCCUCAAUCGACAGCUGGUUUCCUCUCCACCAUGACCUUCUGGUGGUUCACUAGCAUGGCCAUCAAAGGCUAUAGGAACCCUCUGGAAGCGAAAGACCUGUGGUCACUGAACAAGAAGGACAGCUCAGAGGAGGUCGUCCCCAAGCUGCUGAGAGAGUGGGACCUGGAGCAGGCCAAGGCUCACAGUGCUCAGGACCAGUCCACCCAGGCUCUGUACUCCAAGCCUCCGCCAGCGGGAGAGUCCAACCACGUAGGGGAGGGGAGCAGUCCUGAGGAGGUGGAAGUGUUGCUGUCCAAACAGAAAACCCCCAAGAAGCCCUCCUUCCUCCGCUCCCUAAUCAGGGCUUUUGGACCCUACUUCCUCAUCGGAUCUGCCUUUAAACUCCUACAGGACCUCAUCACCUUCGUCAACCCACAGCUCCUCAGAUUAUUGAUCUCGUUCACGAAGCAGAAGGAUGCUCCCACCUGGUGGGGUUAUGCCCUGGCCUUCCUCAUGUUCUUCACGGCCUUCCUCCAGACCCUCAUCCUUCACCAACACUUCCAGUACUGCUUCGUCACCGGAAUGAGGCUCCGCACCUCCAUCAUAGGAGCUAUCUACCGGAAGUCUCUGAUCAUCACUAACGCGGCCAAGCGUACGUCUACGGUGGGAGAGAUAGUCAACCUGAUGUCAGUGGACGCUCAGCGGUUCAUGGAUCUCACCACCUUUCUCAACAUGCUGUGGUCCGCCCCACUUCAGAUCAUACUGGCACUAUACUUCCUGUGGCUGAAUCUGGGUCCGUCAGUGCUGGCUGGUGUUGCUGUGAUGAUCCUGCUGAUCCCCUUAAAUGCUGCCAUCGCUGUGCGGACACGAGCCUACCAGGUGGAGCAGAUGCAGUACAAGGACGCUCGUAUCAAGCUGAUGAACGAGAUUCUGAACGGGAUCAAAGUGUUGAAGCUGUACGCGUGGGAGAACUCCUUUAAAGACAAGGUUCUGGAGAUCAGACAGAAAGAGCUCAAUGUGCUCCGCAAGACGGCCUACCUUGGUGCUCUGUCUACCAUGGCCUGGACCAGUGCACCAUUCCUAGUUGCUUUGAUGACGUUUGCAGUGUACGUGACAGUGGAUAAAAAUAACAUUUUAGAUGCGGAGAAAGCCUUUGUGUCUUUGUCUCUGUUCAACAUCUUACGGUUCCCUCUCAAUAUGCUGCCCCAAGUCAUCAGCAGCGUUGUACAGGCCAGCGUGUCUCUGAAGCGUAUCCAGGACUUCCUGAGUCAUGAAGAGCUGGACCCAGAGUCUGUGGACAAGAAUAACACUGCCACAAAUAGCUCAGUGACGCUUGUCAAUGGGAAGUUCACCUGGGCAAAACAAGAUCCUCCUGCUCUACACAAUAUAAACCUGAUGGUGCCCCAGGGCUCUCUGCUAGCUGUGGUAGGACAUGUAGGUUGUGGGAAGUCUUCUCUGGUGUCAGCUCUACUGGGAGAGAUGGAGAAACUGGAGGGAGACAUCUCCAUACGGGGUUCGGUGGCCUUCGUCCCCCAGCAGGCCUGGAUCCAGAACGCCACUCUGAGAGACAACAUCCUGUUUGGCAAGGCCUACAACGAGCAGAAGUACCGCCGUUGUCUGGAGGCCUGCGCCUUAACCCCUGACCUGGAAGUACUACCUGGAGGAGACCUGACCGAGAUCGGAGAGAAGGGUAUCAACCUGUCUGGUGGCCAGAGACAGAGGGUGAGUCUGGCCAGAGCUCUGUACAACGAGGCAGAUGUCUACCUGCUGGACGACCCUCUGUCUGCCGUGGACGCCCACGUGGCCAAACACAUCUUCGACCACGCCAUUGGCCCAGAGGGGGCGCUGCAGGGCAAGACACGUAUCUUGGUGACACACGGCAUCAGCUUUCUGCCGCAGGUGGACAACAUAGUGGUGAUGGUGGAGGGCAGGGUGUCGGAGAUGGGUUCGUACCAGGAGCUGCUCCAACAGAACGGAGCCUUCGCUGAGUUCCUCAGAAACUAUUCCCUGGAGGACAUCGUAGAGGAGGAGGCAACAGUGGCUUUGAUUGAUGAUGAAGACUUCCCUGACGACGCCCUUAGCAACCAUACAGACAUGGUGGACAGUGAACCAGUGGUCAAUGAGGCAAAGAGGAAGUUCAUAAGGCAGAUCAGCGUCAUCUCAGGGGACCUGGAGAACCCAAGGAGCAGGUCUGUCCGGAGACGUCUGUGCAGCGAGAGGAAGCAUGCUGAGCCUGACCCAGAGAAGAAACUACCCAAGGUGGAGAAACUCAUCCAGGCAGAGACCACUGAGACGGGCAGGGUGAAGGUCAAGGUGUUCUGGGAGUAUGCCAAGGCAGUAGGGCCUCUGCUGACCCUCUUCAUCUGUUUCCUGUACGGCUGCCAGAGUGCUGCCGCCAUCGGAGCCAACGUCUGGCUGAGCGAAUGGACCAAUGACGCGGCUCAGAACAUGACCCAGGAGAAUGUCAGCAUGAGGGUGGGGGUAUAUGCUGCUCUGGGCAUAGCACAAGGCAUCCUGGUCAUGGUCUCCUCCUUCACCCUGGCCAUGGGGAACAUCGGAGCAGCCAGGAAGCUUCACUAUGCCCUCCUGGACAACAAGUUUCACACCCCCCAGUCUUUCUUUGACACCACCCCUAUAGGUAGGAUCAUCAACCGAUUCUCCAAGGACAUCUACGUCAUCGACGAGGCGCUGCCCUCCACCGUUCUCAUGUUCCUCGGGACGUUCUUCUCCUCUCUCUCCACCAUGAUAGUCAUAGUGGCGAGCACCCCCAUCUUCGCUGUGGUCAUAGCCCCGCUGGCUUUCAUAUACGUCUUUGUCCAGAGAUUUUAUGUGGCCACGUCUCGGCAGUUAAAGCGUCUGGAGUCGGUCAGCAGGUCUCCCAUAUACUCCCAUUUCUCUGAGACCGUCACUGGCUCUAGUGUUAUCAGAGCCUACGGCAGAUGCGAUGACUUUGUACUAAUGAGUGAUAUGAAGGUGGAUGAGAACCAAAAGAGUUACUACCCUGGUAUAGUAGCCAACAGGUGGUUAGGGGUGCGUAUAGAGUUCAUAGGGAACUGUAUCGUGCUGUUUGCUGCUCUGUUUGCUGUGAUCGGGAAGGACAAGCUCAACCCUGGACUGGUGGGACUCUCUGUGUCCUACGCUCUACUGGUGACCAUGUCUCUGAACUGGAUGGUGAGGAUGACGUCAGAUCUGGAGAGCAACAUCGUAGCCGUGGAGAGAGUCAAGGAGUACUCUGAGACCAAGACCGAGGCCCCGUGGGAGGUGGAAGACAAGAAGCCUUCGCCUGAUUGGCCAUCCCAGGGGAAGGUAGAGUUCCGUGACUACAGCGUGAGGUACAGAGAGGGACUAGACCUGGUCCUCAAGAACCUCACCCUCAGCGUCAGAGGAGGGGAGAAGAUAGGUAUCGUGGGUCGUACGGGGGCUGGUAAGUCCUCUAUGACACUGUGCCUGUUUCGGCUGCUGGAGGCGGCAGGGGGAGAGAUCACCAUCGACGGGGUCAAGAUAUCAGAGAUAGGGCUGCAUGACCUGAGGUCAAAACUAACCAUCAUACCACAGGAACCAGUGCUGUUCUCUGGCAAUCUGAGGAUGAACCUGGACCCCUUUGAGAAGUACAGUGACGCGGAGGUAUGGAACGCACUGGAACUGUCCCACCUCAACAAGUUUGUCAGCAACCAGCCGGCUAAACUGGAUCUGGAGUGUUCAGAGGGAGGAGAGAACCUCAGUGUGGGCCAGAGGCAGCUGGUGUGUUUAGCCAGGGCUCUACUGAGGAAGACGAGGAUCCUGAUCCUGGAUGAAGCUACAGCAGCCAUCGACCUAGAGACAGAUGACCUCAUCCAGUCAACCAUCAGGACGCAGUUUGAGGACUGCACCGUCUUCACCAUUGCUCACAGACUCAACACCAUCAUGGACUAUACUAGAGUGCUGGUGUUGGACAAGGGACAGGUUGCUGAAUUUGACACUCCUACAAAACUCUUAUCCCAGAGAGGAAUCUUCUACGGUAUGGCUAAAGAUGCAGGACUGGCGCAAUAGGCUCUCCACAUGCCCAUCUGUAUAAAACCUAUAGUGCCUUCUGGCAGAAAACAGGGUGCCAGUGAAUGUAUCCUUUUAUACGCUGCAGUCCACUGCAAAACCAGGAUAAAACACUUUUUAAGUUAAAUGUUACUUUUUCAAAAAAAAUUGAUAAAGAUAGAAAAACUGUAAUUUCCAGUUUCAGGAUGAAUCCAGCUAUUUUUGUACUGUAUCGUUUUUAUUAUUUAAGCUAUACAUUUUAUUAUUAAAAGUUGUCUGAUGGGGAAGUUGACUCAGUUCAAUGUUUGAUUCCUUUGUGAACCACAUAUGUAAAAACUUGAAUUCUGUAUUACCAAAAUAUGAGCGCUGAUCUUUAUAAAAAAAUAAAUAAAAAAAAUGAAGACUG